UUUAGUAGAGGUUUUCCGUUAAUAUUGUUGUUAUUGCUAUUGGACUUUUCACAUUCAACUGCGUAUAAAAACCAAAGCCACACCACGAAUUCGAGCAAUCUAAAAACGGCAAUCGUCCGACCAUCAACAAAAAUAAGCGCACUGUACAAUUGUAUGCUUUGGCACGAAAAUAAUUUAAGAAAAUAAAAAACUAAAUAAAAUUUUAAAAUUCAAGUGAAGAAGUGCACAGUUCUACGCAGGCAACAAACGAACGUGAACAUAAGCGUAACGUAACGGGUCUGUUGUGAAGGAAUUUAUACGUAAAAAAGCAAAUAAUUGAUAAAAAAUAGCGUAAGCAUAAAAAGAAGAGAACAAUUUUUAUUAAAAAAAAAUUAAGAAAAGUACUUUUUAUUGCACAAAAGCAUUCACGCGCAUUCCACUGCGACUUGACAAAACGCAACAAGAAAAAGAAAUAAAACCACUAAAACAUUACGAUCGCGUGCGCGCUUUACUAGCAACAACUACCGCUAUCGCUUGAGCUGCUUUCGCGUGCAAGUGCGUGUUAGACGCUGCUGGGCGUGCGUUCUGUUAACACCUUCGUAACAUAGGCGCGCAUUCAUAAAUUGUGUGUUUGUGUGUGUGAUUUCAAUAAUAUUGGUUGAAUUGCGUGAAAGUUUGGCGCAACAUAAGACACAUUUCCGCUUGCUGCAAGCUGCAACACGUAAAGCGAUCAAGCAAUUAAAAACAACUCAAUUAAAAAACAGACAAUUGAAGAAUUCUUGCUGCAACAAGUUGAUUGAAGAGAACUACAACAAACAAAGCACUUGUACAGCAAUAAAUAUGGCAGAUGUAUCGCAUGAAUUGGGCGCACUGCGUUUUGUGGUGGACUCGCCGCUCUCCUCUAAGGUGGCAAUGUUUAACAAACAAACGCAACAACAUCAACAGCAACAGCUUUUGAAUCCCUUCUCCACGGCCAAUGGACGUGUGUCGCCAAAGCCGACUUUCUCCAAAGACGAAUACGGCAAACCCUUGGCAGGCAGUUUGACAGAAAUGCGCGGACAGAAAGCGAACAUGCAUGUGCUCCGCGAAAUGCUGGAGUUGUGUCAAAUCAUCGACUCAGAAGGCUACAAUGUCAAGGACGAGCCGAAAAUGCGUGUCAUACCAUUCGGUGAGCUCUUCAAUAUUUACAAUUACAUCUCCGAUAAAGUCGUUGGCAUUUUAUUGCGCGCGCGUAAACAUAAACUACUGGAUUUUGAGGGUGAAAUGUUGUUUCAACGCCGCGACGAUGACGUACCCAUUUUUUUACUCAAGCCGAUUCUAGAAAUACGUCAAGAGCUUGAAGCCAAAAUAGAGGAAAUAAAACGCGGCGGCAGCCCAGCGCCACAAGCCACGUCAGUGCUGCUAGAUAAGAGCGCACACAAGCAGAAAUUGGGCUCGCGCAGCUCCACGCCCUCCGCCUCGCCAGCACCGUCAAAACCGCCAACGCCAGCACAAUCAAAGGCGCCCACGCCCGCACAGUCGAAGGCCUCAACGCCUGAGCCCGCCGAUUUAGCAAAAUUACCGGUAGCGCCCGCCACAACAAGCGAAGCAACCGCCCAGCCAGCAGUUGUUAAUAAUACACAAGCAGCACCACCGGCGGUUACCAUCACUGCUGCACCAGCUGUGGAGGUGUCUCAGGCAGCAGAAGAAAGCGAAACCAUUGCUAGAUUAGAAGGCGGUCAGGAAGCAAAGACACCGGCAAAUAGGGAAGAACUUCCAGCGCGUAUCGAUAUUAAUGCGGCCGAAACGGAGAUUAAUGUUAAUCAAUAUACGACGCCCGAGUUGGAGCCAGUGAUUGCCGAGCAUGCGGGUGUGCCGACAGCUACUAGCGCGGCGGCUGCUAACAACCCGAAUGCGAUUGAAAAUGCUGAACUGCCAACGAUCGUCGUUGAAACGACUGGCGUGCAUACGCGUACGUUGCCAACGCUGCAGGAGGGUGCUGCAGAAGCAGUACCCGCGUCGACUACCGCGGAGGCAAGCGCCGCAGACAGCGCUACAGAAGCGGCGGCAGGAAACAGUGAGGCACAUCCCGAGGCAUAAUUUACUAUACCAAAAAUAGCAGUUUUUCGCGAUUUGAAACAUUAAGCUAGUUAAACAUACUAUAUAAAUACUACCCUAAAGUAGGGUUAGGUUAGCGGGGUACUACUUAAUUGCAUGUAAAUUCUGAGUUAGCAAAUGCAGUAAACUAAUUACUAGUUUAGACAUUAGCUGCAGUAUUAUAAAAUAUUGUAAAGCGAAUGUAUGGUGGAGACACAAUAAUUGGCGGUCAAAAAUUAAGCUGAGCACUAAGUUGGCUCAAAUUCAAACCGUUAAAUUUGUCGUUUUCGUAAAUUUGCGAACGGAUGGUUGUCGCACACAUACAUACAUAUAAUAUAAUAAUUUGUACAUAAAAUUUGCUGUAGUUCGUGUACUUAAACAGAAAAUUAUAUUUAAUACAAGAAUUUGAUUUAUAUUUCAAUAAAAAAUAGUAUAGA
Bactrocera tryoni is the source of this 2492-nucleotide messenger RNA. RefSeq lists its product as uncharacterized. Bases 820 to 2058 code for a protein of 412 amino acids. Gene Ontology annotation, molecular function: actin binding. NCBI's taxonomy places the organism in Eukaryota, Metazoa, Arthropoda, Insecta, Diptera, Tephritidae. Gene Ontology annotation, biological process: positive regulation of Rho protein signal transduction. The record is from RefSeq and is a predicted model, not a curated record. The transcript is spliced from 4 exons.